GGAGUAAUCUGAGGGAGUAAUCUCAGGGAGUAAUCGGUUUUCGAAUUUUUCUGAGAUGUUUUUUCCAAAGUUACCUUUGUAUCGAUAUAGAUACGGCAAAUACUAAUAUCAUCAAUAAAUAAAUAUUUAAUGUAAAAUUCAAGCUUGGAAAAUGGAAGCUCUAAAUAAAAUCAAAUUCGAAAAGGGCCAUAGGGAAACUGUAGAUGAAGCCAUAACAACGGAAGCGGAAGAUUCUGCAAUGGAGCUGGAACCUGACCUCGAAACGGAGAUAGCGGCAAUUCAACAACAAAUGGGACGUGAGGAAUACAUUGAAGAAGAGAUGCUAAUAUUUGCAGAUUUCGAAAAUCAUUUGGCUGCGGAAGAUCUAUCGGAUGCUAAUAUAAGAGUGAAGGUAAUUGGAAUCGACUCAGACAACCCCGUCAUCCAGAUUAACGAUGAUAUCUACCGCGGGUCAUACGAUUUUGCACUAGGGACGAACGUUUUUCUGGAAGAGGAUGAAGUGGCCAAAAGUAAUCUCGAUCCGCUGUACAGUCCUAAUCCGCCCAAGAUGUACAAAUACAGUGGCAAAAGUAAUAAGGUAAUCAAAAUGAAGCGAAUAUUCGCUACGCCCAAAACCGAUGCGACGAUCAAAACCGAACCGGAUGCACCCGCAACAGAGGAAUCGCGUUCGGUUGACAACGAACGGUGCUUGGUAACGCGUUCGUACGAGGAAGCGCUAAACUUGCAUCUGCCACUGGGAGGUCUCCCGCCGCGGCGCAUCGGCAUUGAACAGAACUUCGAACAAGUUGUGCACCGAAAGCCGGUGACGCUUACCAGGGUGGACAGCGAUGUCGAAGAUGACGCAGUGCGGGAUGACCCACGGGAUUUGGACUACAAGCCAGGGAUGGACGCAUGAGCGGCCGCUAAAGAGUUGUUUUAGCUCUACAUCAAUUCGACGCGUUUUGUAUUCGAUUUCCUCACGUGAGACGACCAUGAAACUCAAUUGGGAAGUAUCGGCCAACAUUAUUUUGAAAGGUAUCUUAAGCAUUAAGGAAUGUAGUCUAAGUGAAAAUAAAUACCAAAUUAUUAUAAAUAUA
This is a messenger RNA of Armigeres subalbatus, 1076 nucleotides long. RefSeq lists its product as uncharacterized. Bases 152 to 895 code for a protein of 247 amino acids. The record is from RefSeq and is a predicted model, not a curated record. Lineage: Eukaryota; Metazoa; Arthropoda; Insecta; Diptera; Culicidae. Gene Ontology annotation, cellular component: transcription factor TFIIIC complex. The transcript has a single exon. Gene Ontology annotation, biological process: transcription by RNA polymerase III.